UUUGCAGCAUUGCUUACGAGAUGCUUUCCCUCCACUCAGCAUGAAAAUUUUCCCAUAAACGAAAGGAAAACUUGAUUUACUCUCCCUCCAUGUUCCUUUUAUCUCCCUCUUUCCUACCUUCCGCCUUGUUAUGCAUACUAUGGUUCUGGCUGGGCAUAUGCAAUCCUUUACAACAUUCUCAACAUCUAUGGAGCACCAUCUCCCCCGCUUUCCUCAUGCGAUUCUCUCUUGCUUUACAUCUCGUUUGGUGGUUCUCCCAUUUUCCAUUUUCAGGUCAAAACACUAUUUUCUUUGUUUAAUCUUUCAAUUUUGGUCGGUCCUUGGUCCCACGAUCGCAACGCCAUACAUCCAUCGUUCGAGAAACAAAAACAAAAACAAAACUAACGAACAACCUUGCAUUCCCGUAUCUUCUCAC
Messenger RNA from Cantharellus anzutake, 415 nucleotides. RefSeq lists its product as uncharacterized. Lineage: Eukaryota; Fungi; Basidiomycota; Agaricomycetes; Cantharellales; Hydnaceae. The transcript has a single exon. The record is from RefSeq and is a predicted model, not a curated record. The coding region runs from base 90 to 299 and encodes 69 amino acids.